UUGGAAAUUAGCAGGAUGGAGGCAUUGAAGAAUAUAUGGCCGGAAGUAGUUGAUGAUGCCACCUGCUGCUGCUCAUUGCGAUAUAUUGAAGUGUGGUCAUGUGAUAAUCUUGUGAAUGUGUUUCCGAGGAAUCCGAUGCCAUUGUUGCCUCAUCUGGAAAGAAUCGAAGUUUAUGGUUGUGGUUCCAUUCAAGCGUUAUUCGACAUUGAUGUUGGUGAAAAAGGCGGCGGUAUUAGUAAAUUGAGAUCCAUUUAUGUAUAUAACUCAGAGAGGCUUACAGAGGUGUGGAGGUUGAAAAGAGGAGGAGCUGCCGUACAUAUUAACCACCCUGAUAAUGAUGAUGAUGAUGUCAUAAUUUGUGGCUGCUUUCAAGCUGUUGAAGAGAUAGAAAUAAAGCUGUGUCCAAGCUUUAGGAAUAUAUUUACACCUACCACCGCUAGGUUUGAUAUGGGAGCACUGAAGAAGAUUUACAUAAAUGGCAAUGAAAGUAUAAAAGAAAACGAUGAAUCUGUAGGAAGGAACCAAGAGGAGAUCGAUGAUACAUCUAAGAGGGAGAUAAUAGAAGUUGUUGACAAUAUUCCAUACGUGGCAUAUCCAUUUCAUCUCUUACCUACAUUUCAUCACCUUCAAUCCCUUUAUUUAAAAAAUCUUAUAAAAGUUGAGGUGGUGUUUGACAUAGAAAAUGCAACUAGUAGAGAUUUGACAAUAUGGGAUAACCAACAACCACCAAUACUUUCCUACCUCAAGGAUUUAAAACUAGUUAAUUUGGAGAAGAUGAAUUGUGUGUGGAAGUGUACCUCCUGGAAUCAAUUUUUAUAUUCUCAAAAACAAGGAGAAUCCCCAUUCCAGAACCUUACAACCAUAUUCCUAAAAAGAUGUGGAAAGAUAAAGUACUUGUUUUCACCUCUUAUGGCCAAACUUCUUUUCAACUUGAAUACAAUUGACAUAUCAGAUUGUGAUGGUAUUGAGGAAGUUGUGUCAAAUGCCGAUGAUGAUGAUGAUGAUAUUCAAACAAUGGCAGCAGCUUCGACAUCUUCCCACACAAACCCUACUUUCUUCCCACAUUUAGACAGUCUAUCUCUUUAUCGUUUAUCAAAGCUAAAGUUUAUCUCCAAUUUCUCCAUUCAUGAGAAUGUCAAGAGUUCUGAGGUGGAUGUUGUUUCCUGGUCCUUGUGCCAAUAUCCCCGUAAGAUAAACAUAAGUGAAUGUAAUGCACUACCAAUCGUGAUUCCAUUCAAUGUUGUUGGAAAAUUACAAAAGCUUCAAGAGUUGAAAAUUAGUCGGUGUAACCUUUUGGGACAUGUAUUCACAAGCUCCACACUUGAGAGCCUCAAGCAACUAGAAGAGUUGACGAUUGAAGACUGCAAGGCAAUGCAAGUAAUUGUGAAGAAAGAUGGAAAGCACACAACAUCUAAAGUUGUCAUCUUUCCCCAACUAAAGUCGCUCACAUUAACUGAUUUACCAAAUGUUGAAGGUUUCUUUAUGGGGAUGAAUGAGUUUCAAUGGCCACAGUUGGAUAAGGUUAAGAUUUCUGGUUGCCCACAAAUGAUGGUCUUUACAUCAGGUCACUCAACGACUCCAAAGCUCAACUCCAUGCAUACUCGAUUAGGAAGACAUAGUCUUGAAUGUGGCUUCAAUUUUGAGUUCACCAAUGCAUCAAACGAGGCUAAAUUCCAUAAUUCAAGUAUGUGCUCUACUCCGGAUAUGAUAAAGCUACUUCAAUACCCAUGGUCAUUUUCGAACUUAGUUGAAGUAGAUACAAAGUCGUAUAGCGAAUCGUCAAAGAGCCGCAUAUUUUUCCCACAGAACGAGUUGCAUAAACUUCAAAAUCUUGAAAAGCUCAACAUCACUGCCCCCGAGUAUCAAUAUGACCGAAUUGUAGAGGAGGUAUUUGAAGUAGGAGAAGAGACGAAUGAUUAUAUGAAUGAAGCACAAUCUGUUGUGGUAUUUCCAAAGCUAAAAGAAGUGACUUUGGAAUGGCUUAAAAGUGUGAAACAUAUAUGGAAGAGCAAUCAGAGGAUAGUUUUGAACUUUCCAAAGCUUACAAAAGUGUUCAUUGAUAAUUGUCCACUUCUUGGAAAUGUUUUCACUAGUUGCAUGAUUGGCAGUCUAUUGCAGCUCCAAGAGCUACACAUAAGUCAAUGCGAAAAUAUGGAGGUAAUUGCCAAGCAAGUGGAAGAAGAUUUUGAUACUAGAGCGAAGAAGGUUGUCGUGUUCCCUUUUCUAAAAUCCGUAACACUUUUAUCGCUUGAAAAUCUCAAGGGAUUUUAUUUGGGAUUGGAGGCUUUUAAAUGGCCAUCGUUAGAUACUUUGGAAAUAAAAGAUUGUCCACAAAUAACGGUUUUCACACGUGGACAAUCGACUACUCCAAAGCUAAAGGUGAUAGACACAACAUUUGGAUUGUGUUAUGCAACCGAAGACCCAACCUCCUUUAUAAAGACCAAACAACAAGAGGGUUGGCAGUUCUAGAAAAGUAGCCAAGACACCUGCAUAUUCGAGAUCCUUCUUCGGUAUGCAUUUUAAAGUCCAUAAUCUUUUACAUAUUUGUCCAAUUGAUGGAAGGCCAAUUUCUAAAAAAUGAUCAUAUCUCCGGUAAACCUUAUAGUAAAAAUAACUUGUAUGAUAUACUAAUAGGAGAAGUGUGCUUUUGACAAAUGACAUUGGGCAUGGUCUCAGUGUUUCAUGGCUUGAGCCCAAACGACUUCACCACCACCACUACCAUCACCUUGGGUCUACGGUUUUUUAUGGUCUGUGUUUCAUGGUAGGAAGAGUUGGUGAAAUCAGGAGGAAAAACAGAGCAGUUUGGAAUUUAUGAGAGUUUGAUCAUGUGUACUUAACUUGGAAUGAAGUUUCAGUGCAUCCUGAUACAUCCAUGGACUGUAAUGCAAUUUGUUUAUAGUAACAAUGUGAAUUUGGGGGUAGAAAUACUGCAGGUUUUUGGACAGGUGCUGGAUGUUGUAACGGGUGCGAAACCUCAGGCCUGAAGCUGAAUUCAGCUAUAUGUA
Erigeron canadensis is the source of this 3005-nucleotide messenger RNA. RefSeq lists its product as uncharacterized. The record is from RefSeq and is a predicted model, not a curated record. Bases 16 to 2469 code for a protein of 817 amino acids. Lineage: Eukaryota; Viridiplantae; Streptophyta; Magnoliopsida; Asterales; Asteraceae. The transcript is spliced from 6 exons.